AUGCUCAACUUUGAGGACGUUGAGGAUCGCGAUGGUGUCCGGCUCUCGUGGAACGUCUGGCCUUCUUCUCGCAUAGAAGCUAAUCGGACCGUGGUCCCAAUCGCUGCCCUAUACACUCCGUUGAAGCAGAGGGAUGACCUACCACCAGUCUUGUACGAGCCUGUGACGUGCAAGCCGCCAUGUCGCGCUGUGCUGAACCCGUACUGCCAAAUUGACAUUCGGGGGAAACUUUGGAUUUGCCCAUUCUGUCUCCAACGCAAUGCCUUCCCGCCCCAUUACAAGGACAUCUCCAACACCAAUCUUCCCGCUGAACUUCUCCCAAAAUACACCACCAUCGAAUACACACUCUCCCGACCGGCUCCAGUUCCUCCCAUAUUCGUCUUCGUCAUCGACACCUGCAUGGACCCAGAGGACAUGAAGGCUCUUCGCGACGCUAUCGUGGUUAGCUUGAGUUUGCUUCCGCCAUACGCUCUCGUUGGUCUCGUCACUUUCGGUACUAUGACUCAAGUGCACGAGAUCGGAUAUCAAGAGUGCAGCAAGUCGUACGUGUUCCGUGGAGGAAAGGAGUACACGCCUAAGCAGAUUCAAGAUAUGCUCGGCCUGAGUGCCCAAAACCGUGCCGCUCCUCGACCUGGCCAGCCAUUACCACCACAGACGUUCGGAGCAGCGCGCUUCUUGAUGCCUGUCCAGCAAUGCGAAUUCCAGUUGACCGGUAUUCUAGAGGCUCUCUCUCGAGACCCAUGGCCAGUGGCGAACGAUAAGCGUGCGCUGCGCUGUACCGGUGUGGCAUUGAGUGUUGCUGUGGGGUUGCUGGAGACAACUUUCCCUAACAGCGGCGCUCGUAUCAUGUUGUUCGCUGGCGGUCCCGCAACCGAAGGACCCGGAAUGGUCGUGAGCAACGAGUUGAAGGAGCCUAUUCGGUCGCACCACGACAUCGAGAGGGAUAGCGUCAAGCACUUCAAGCGUGCGACCAAGUUCUACGAGAGCUUGGCCAAGCGCGCGUCCAACAACGGCCACACGAUCGAUCUUUUCGCUGGUUGCCUGGACCAAGUCGGUCUUUUGGAGAUGAAAUCCAUGCCCAAUUCAACGAACGGUGUCAUCGUCCUUUCCGACUCUUUCGCCACCUCCAUCUUCAAGCAGAGCUUCUUGCGCGUAUUCAACAAAGACGACCAGGGAGCUCUGCAGAUGGGCUUUAACGCCACAUUUGACGUCCAGACGACCAAGGAGCUCAAGGUGUCUGGUCUUAUUGGCCACGCCAUUUCUGCGGCCAAGAAAUCAGCCUGUGUUGGUGAGACGGAGAUCGGUAUUGGGCAGACAUCAGCGUGGAAGAUCAACGCAAUCGACCCACGCACAUCCGAGGCUGUCUACUUCGAAGUCGUCACUCCCGCUGGACAACCUCUUCAACCCGGUUCGCGAGGUCUCAUCCAGUUCGUCACCCACUAUCAACAUUCCUCCGGCCAGAUGCGCCUCCGCGUCACCACCAUCGCUCGCAAUUUCGCAGAAGCAGGCUCUCCCUCCAUCGCUGCCUCGUUCGACCAGGAAGCCGCGGCGGUUCUGAUGGCAAGGAUCGCCGUCUUCAAGGCUGAGAUCGAUGACAGUAGCCCCGACGUGUUGAGAUGGUUGGAUAGGAUGUUGAUCCGGUUGUGUCAGAAGUUCGCGGAUUACAGGAAGGAAGACCCGACGAGCUUCAGGUUGUCGGACAACUUCAGUAUUUAUCCGCAGUUCAUGUUCCACUUGCGUAGGAGUCAGUUCCUCCAGGUGUUCAACAACAGUCCGGAUGAGACGGCGUUCUACCGACAUGUCUUGAACGAGGAGGACGUGAACAACUCCCUUAUCAUGAUCCAACCCACGUUGAUGUCAUAUGGCCUCGACGUCUCACCCCAGCCCGUACUGCUCGACAGUGUCUCUAUCAAGCCCGACGUGGUCCUCCUCCUCGACACCUUCUUCCACAUCCUCAUCUUCCACGGCGAGACCGUCGCUCAGUGGCGCAAAGCGGGUUAUCAAGACCAAGAGGGUUACGAGAACCUGAAGGAGUUGCUUGAGCUGCCCGUCAAUGAUGCUCAGGACCUCCUCGCGGAUCGCUCUCCCAUUCCACGAUACAUUGUCUGUGACCAAGGAGGCAGUCAGGCUCGAUUCUUGUUGUCCAAGCUGAACCCCUCGACGACCCACAUGUCGACUAGUAUGUAUGGUUCUGGGCCCGCGGCUGGUGGGGGACAGGCUAUCUUCACGGAUGAUGUGAGCUUGCAAGUGUUCAUGGAGCAUCUGAAGCGUUUGGCUGUGGGCGCACAAACGAAUUAGACGUUUUGAUCUUGGCUGUCUUGAGGGCGCCUUGCAUGGAGUGUGUCACUUAGCUUUUAUUUUUUACCGUCUUCUCUGCUGUGUGUCUUGUGGAGGUCCCUUCGUUUUCUUCUCACUUCUUAUCUGUCGAUGCAAAAGCUCGAAUUCACAUUAUCGCCGUCAUGGGUGCGGGGGCGUUACGCCGUCUGUGUGGAUGAGUUUAUAACAGUGAAUGCCUAUUUCACUGUGACUGGUCUCUCUGGCCUUAACCUUGCUCGGAAAUGGUCUUGUUCC
Molecule: messenger RNA, 2571 nt
Organism: Stereum hirsutum FP-91666 SS1
Lineage: Eukaryota; Fungi; Basidiomycota; Agaricomycetes; Russulales; Stereaceae
Exons: 10
Coding region: 1-2298 (765 amino acids)
Biological process (GO): COPII-coated vesicle cargo loading; COPII-coated vesicle budding; endoplasmic reticulum to Golgi vesicle-mediated transport
Cellular component (GO): endoplasmic reticulum exit site; COPII vesicle coat
Molecular function (GO): zinc ion binding; GTPase activator activity
Source: RefSeq, a predicted model, not a curated record